UUGUUCCGGCGAAAUCCCUCCCUCUCAGGAAACACCCUAGAAAGAGAGCGCAGGCGCAUGGGUGUCACAUGACCACUUCCCGGAAGCGCAGCAGACCCGCCCAACUUCAGCCAGGGUUGAGGAGGAGGAGAGUUCCCGGAGUUAUGGCGAAGUCUGGGAUGGCGCAGGAUCCGGAGAGCACAGCUGCAGUCACUGUGCUAAAGCGGGCGGUAGAACUAGAUUCCGAGUCGCGGUAUCCGCAGGCUCUGGUGUGUUACCAAGAGGGGAUUGAUCUGCUCCUGCAGGUUCUGAAAGGUACCAAAGAUAAUACUAAGAGAUGUAAUCUCAGAGAAAGAAUUUCCAAAUACAUGGACAGAGCGGAAAACAUAAAGAAGUACUUGGACCAAGAAAAAGAGGAUGGAAAAUAUCACAAGCAAAUUAAAAUAGAAGAGAAUGCAACAGGUUUCAGUUAUGAGUCACUUUUUCGCGAAUACCUUAAUGAGACAGUUACAGAAGUUUGGAUAGAAGAUCCUUAUAUUAGACAUACUCAUCAGCUGUAUAACUUUCUUCGAUUUUGUGAGAUGCUUAUUAAGAGACCAUGUAAAGUAAAAACUAUUCACCUGCUCACCUCUCUGGAUGAAGGCAGUGAGCAAGUGCAGCAAAGUAGGGGCCUGAAAGAAAUAGAAGAGUCACUCAGGAGUCAUGGAGUGCUGUUGGAAGUACAAUACUCUUCUUCAAUACAUGACCGAGAAAUUAGGUUCAACAAUGGAUGGAUGAUUAAGAUUGGAAGGGGACUUGAUUAUUUUAAGAAACCACAGAGUCGUUUUUCUCUUGGAUAUUGUGAUUUUGAUUUAAGACCAUGUCAUGAAACAACGGUGGACAUUUUUCAUAAGAAGCAUACAAAAAAUAUAUGAUGGGCAGUAGCCUAAUUUAUAUUAUUUCUACUUUAAGUGAAUAUUGGAUUUUUUUUUAACAGAUCACUUUAUAAUGUAUGAAUUUAACAAUAAACUUUUAUAUUUUUACUAA
Sapajus apella (tufted capuchin) is the source of this 1005-nucleotide messenger RNA. RefSeq names its product microtubule interacting and trafficking domain containing 1 (gene MITD1). NCBI's taxonomy places the organism in Eukaryota, Metazoa, Chordata, Mammalia, Primates, Cebidae. Gene Ontology annotation, biological process: midbody abscission. The transcript is spliced from 7 exons. The record is from RefSeq and is a predicted model, not a curated record. Gene Ontology annotation, cellular component: midbody. The coding region runs from base 69 to 893 and encodes 274 amino acids.